CGUCCGCCGCGGAGUCGCCCGCCCGGUGGCCGCGGCAGACGGAGGCCGAGCGGGAGCCGCGGCGGCGGCGGCGGCAGGAUGGGGGACUCCAAAGUGAAAGUGGCCGUCCGGAUCCGGCCCAUGAACCGCAGAGAAAUUGACUUGCACACCAAAUGCGUGGUGGAUGUAGAUGCCAACAAGGUCAUUCUCAGUCCAGUGAACACGAAUCUUUCCAAAGGAGACGCCCGAAAUCAGCCAAAGGUGUUUGCAUAUGAUCAUUGUUUCUGGUCUAUGGAUGAAUCUGUUAAAGAAAAGUAUGCAGGUCAGGAUGAUGUCUUCAAGUGCCUUGGGGAGAAUAUCCUACAGAACGCUUUUGAUGGCUACAAUGCAUGUGUCUUUGCCUACGGACAGACAGGAUCUGGAAAAUCUUACACCAUGAUGGGCACAGCUGACCAGCCUGGAUUAAUCCCAAGACUUUGCAGUGGACUCUUUGAACGAACUCAGAAAGAGGAAAACGAAGAGCAGAGUUUUAAAGUCGAAGUGUCCUACAUGGAGAUUUAUAAUGAGAAAGUCAGAGACCUUCUUGAUCCCAAAGGAAGCCGCCAGACGCUGAAAGUCAGAGAACACAGUGUCCUGGGACCCUAUGUGGAUGGACUCUCCAAGCUGGCCGUCACGAGCUACAAGGACAUCGAGUCUCUGAUGUCAGAGGGAAACAAGUCCCGCACAGUGGCUGCCACCAACAUGAAUGAAGAGAGCAGCCGGUCCCACGCGGUCUUCAAAAUCACCCUCACGCACACUCUGUACGACGUGAAGUCUGGGACAUCCGGAGAGAAAGUGGGCAAGCUGAGCUUGGUGGACCUGGCUGGCAGUGAGCGCGCCACCAAGACGGGAGCGGCGGGGGACCGUCUGAAAGAGGGCAGCAACAUCAACAAGUCCCUCACCACCCUCGGCCUGGUCAUCUCCGCCCUGGCAGACCAGAGUGCUGGCAAAAACAAGAACAAAUUCGUUCCCUAUCGUGACUCAGUCCUCACUUGGCUGCUCAAAGACAGUCUCGGGGGAAACAGCAAGACGGCCAUGGUGGCCACGGUGAGCCCGGCAGCGGAUAACUAUGACGAAACCCUGUCCACGCUGCGCUACGCCGACCGUGCCAAGCACAUCGUGAACCACGCCGUGGUGAACGAGGACCCCAACGCCCGCAUCAUCCGGGACCUGCGUGAAGAGGUGGAGAAGCUGCGGGAGCAGCUGACCAAAGCCGAGGCAAUGAAAUCUCCUGAGCUCAAAGACCGGCUGGAGGAAUCGGAGAAGCUCAUCCAGGAAAUGACAGUGACGUGGGAGGAGAAGCUAAGGAAGACCGAGGAGAUCGCACAGGAGCGCCAGAAGCAGCUCGAGAGCCUUGGGAUAUCCCUUCAGUCUUCAGGAAUCAAAGUGGGGGAUGAUAAGUGUUUCCUCGUUAACCUGAACGCUGACCCCGCCCUCAAUGAACUUCUGGUUUACUACUUAAAGGAGCAUACACUGAUAGGUUCUGCAAAUUCCCAAGAUAUUCAGCUGUGUGGAAUGGGAAUUCUUCCGGAGCACUGUAUCAUAGACAUCACGCCAGAAGGCCAGGUGAUGCUGACGCCGCAGAAGAACACCAGGACAUUCGUUAAUGGCUCUUCUGUGUCCAGCGCUGUCCAGCUGCACCACGGGGACAGGAUACUGUGGGGAAACAACCACUUCUUCAGACUCAACUUGCCUAAAAAGAAAAAGAAAGUCGAUCGAGAGGAUGAGGAGCAAGAUGCCUUGGUGAAGAACGACACGAGCUCUGAGCAGCUGGACGUGGACGGAGACUCCUCCAGCGAGGUGUCCAGUGAGAUCAACUUCAACUUCGAGUACGCGCAGAUGGAGGUGACCAUGAAGGCGCUGGGCCACAACGACCCGAUGCAGUCCCUGCUCAGCAGCCUGGAGCAGCAGCACGAGGAGGAGAAGCGGUCGGCGCUGGAGCGCCAGCGGCUCAUGUACGAGCAGGAGCUGGAGCAGCUGCGGCGGAGGCUGUCUCCGGAGAAGCACAACUGCCGCGGCUCCGACAGGUUCUCCCUGCAGUCGCCCAGCGCCCAACAGCGCCUGCGGCAGUGGGCCGAGGAGAGAGAAGCGACACUGAAUAACAGCCUGAUGCGGCUGAGGGAACAGAUUGUCAAAGCCAAUCUGUUGGUGAGAGAAGCGAGCUACAUCGCAGAGGAACUGGAUAAAAGAACAGAGUAUAAAGUGACCCUGCAGAUCCCUGCCUCCAGUCUCGAUGCCAACUUGAAGCGAGGCUCUCUUCUGAGCGAACCUGCCAUCCAGGUGAGAAGAAAAGGAAAAGGGAAGCAGAUCUGGUCUCUGGAGAAACUGGACAACAGGCUGCUGGACAUGAGAGACCUAUACCAGGAGUGGAAAGAGUGUGAGGAAGAUUCCCCGGUAACCCGGUCUUACUUCAAGCGCGCCGACCCUUUCUACGAUGAGCAGGAAAACCACAGUCUCAUCGGGGUGGCGAACGUCUUCCUCGAGUCCCUCUUCUACGAUGUGAAGCUCCAGUACGCUGUUCCCAUCAUCAACCAGAAAGGGGAGGUGGCGGGGCGGCUGCACGUGGAGGUGAUGCGGAUCAGUGGCGACAUCGGGGAGAGAAUCGCCGGAGGGGAUGACAUCGGGGAAAAUGCCGGUGACAAGGAGGCCCCGGAGAACAAGCUUGUGUGCAUGGUGAAGAUCCUGCAGGCCACGGGGCUGCCCCAGCACCUGUCCCACUUUGUGUUCUGCAAGUACAGCUUCUGGGACCACGAGCCAGUCAUCGUGGCACCGGAGGUGGACACGUCCUCCUCACCUGUCAGCAAGGAGCCCCAGUGCAUGGUGGUCUUCGACCACUGCAGUGAGUUUUCCGUCCACCUCACCGAGGACUUUGUGGAGCACCUCUCCGAGGGCGCCCUGGCCAUCGAGGUGUACGGCCACAAGAUGAACGACCCUCGGAGGAACCCAGCCCUGUGGGACCUGGGGAUCAUCCAGGCCAAGACGCGGAGCCUGCGGGACAGAUGGAGUGAAGUCACCAGGAAAGUAGAAUUCUGGGUUCAGAUCUUGGAGCAGAAUGAGAAUGGGGAAUAUUGUCCCGUCGAAGUGAUUGCUGCAAAGGAUGUGCCAACAGGAGGAAUCUUCCAGCUUCGGCAGGGCCAGUCGCGGAGGGUCCAGGUGGCCGUGCGCUCCGUGCAGGAGUCUGGCACGCUCCCGCUGAUGGAGGAGUGCGUGCUGUCCGUGGGCAUCGGCUGCGUCCGAGUCCGGCCCCUCCGGGCCCCCCGGGCCCAUGAGCCCUUCCACGAGGAAGAGGAGGACAUGGACAGCUACCAGGAUCGAGAUUUAGAGAGGCUUCGGAGAAAGUGGCUGAACGCGUUAACAAAACGCCAGGAGUACCUCGACGAGCAGCUGCAGAAGCUGGUCAGCAAACAUGAUAAAUCCGAGGAUGAUGCGGACCGGGAGGCGCAGCUUCUGGAGAUGAGGCUGACACUGACGGAGGAGAGGAACGCCGUCAUGGUGCCCUCAGCUGGCAGCGGGAUCCCGGGGGCCCCCGCGGAAUGGACCCCGGUGCCUGGCAUGGAGACGCACAUCCCAGUCAUCUUCCUGGACUUAAACGCUGAUGAUUUCAGCUCCCAGGAUAACCUCGAUGACCCGGAAGCUGGAGGGUGGGACGCGACCCUCACCGGGGAAGAAGAGGACGAGUUCUUUGAGCUGCAGAUUGUGAAGGAGCUGGACGGAGAGGCGAAGGUGGAGGCAUCGUGGGACUCGGCGGUGCACGGCUGCCCGCAGCUCAGUAGAGGGACACCGGCCGACGAGCGCGUGUUCCUCAUUGUGCGGGUGACAGUGCAGCUGAGCCACCCGGCCAACAUGCAGUUGGUGCUGCGCAAACGCAUCUGCGUCCACGUUCACGGCCGGCAGGGUUUUGCUCAAAGUAUCCUAAAAAAGAUGUCUCAUCGAAGUUCUAUUCCUGGCUGCGGAGUGACUUUUGAAAUUGUCUCCAAUAUUCCAGAGGAUGCCCAGGGUGUAGAGGAACGAGAGACCUUAGCGAGAAUGGCAGCAAAUGUUGGCAGCACGGCGUCUGCGGACUCGGAGGCAUACAUCGAGAAGUACCUGCGGAGUGUACUGGCUGUGGAGAAUCUCCUGACGCUGGACCGGCUCCGCCAGGAAGUGGCUGUGAAGGAGCAGUUGACUGGCAAGGGGAAGUUGGGCAGGAGGAGUAUCAGCUCGCCCAGUGUGAACCGACUCUCCGGCAGCCGCCAGGACCUUAUUCCCACCUAUAGUCUAGGCAGCUACAAGUUCUCAGAGACCCAGGGAGAGGGCCGGUGGGAGAGUCAGCAGGACCUGUCGCAGAUGGUGGCUUCCAGAGGCACAGCUCCAGCCGCCCCGUCCCUCCCCGCUUGCUCCCCAAAUCACCACGGUCCUGAUCCAGGGCUGGGGAACCUAGCGACGUCCUACUUGAAUCCUGUGAAGUCAUUUGUGCCACAGAUGCCAAAGCUCCUGAAGUCGCUGUUCCCUGUCCGCGAUGAGAAGCGGGGCAAGCAGCUGUCUCCCCUCACACAUCAGCCCGUGCCCCGAAUCCUGGUGCAGCCUGCACUGGCAGACGCCGGCGCCCCCAGGAUGGUGCAGGCACUUCGAGAGAGUGUGGGGUCAGCAUCGGACGGGACCGUUCCCACGCCGAGAGUCUGCGAGCGACCCCCCAAGGGUGCGGAGGGCCCUGAGACCCUGGACGGGCCCCCCAGCCCCGUGAGCGAGGCGUCCAGUGGCUACUUCUCCCACAGUGUGUCCAGCGCCACACUCUCCGAUGCCCCCAGCCUGGAGGCUGCGGCCCCCGUUCCCGGCUCACCCCCGGCCACCCUCUCCCUGGCCACUGAGCCCCUGCCCGCCAGCGGGGGUCCCCUGGCUCCCCCUGAACGCCCGAAGCAGGCUGUGUCCCCGGGAACUCCGAACCAGGGCCCGGCUCUUCCCAGCGCCCCUGCAGCCCCCCAGAAGGACCCAAUAGCUCAGCAGAGCGGGGUCGAGGCCUGCCCCAAGCCCCCUGUGCCCACGGACCUGCCCGCCUCACCGUUCCGCAUCCGCAAGGUGCGCACGUCGGAGCUGCAGUCCUUCUCGCGCAUGCUCAGCACCGACCCGAGCCCGGACCCGGGGUCCCCUGCGCCGAGCAAGCUGGACGUGUCCUCCGAUUCCGAGGAGGCCAGCGAGGUCCCGGAGUGGCUCCGAGAAGGAGAGCACGUGACCGUGGGCGCCCACAAAACGGGCAUCGUCAGAUACGUGGGCCCCACGGACUUCCAGGAGGGCACGUGGGUCGGCGUGGAGCUGGACUCCCCCUCAGGCAAGAACGACGGCUGCAUCGGGGGUCGCCAGUACUUCCGCUGCCGGCCGGGCCACGGGCUGCUGGUGCGGCCGGGCCGGGUGCGCAGGGCUGCGGGCGCGGGUCGGCGGCGCAGCACGGGGCUCCGGCCGCAGGGGGGCCCUGAGCCGCGCCGCAGCAACACCCUCUCCGGCUCGGCCGGCAGCCUGGCCUCGCUGACCGCCGCCCUGGCCAAGGCCGACGCUCCCGCGGCGCUGCGGGCAGAGCGGGGCCAACGCAUGCCGGAGAACCGCAAGUCUUGGGCCAGCUGAGUGUCCCCGCAGCGCGCCCUCCCCGGGGCCGGCCCGGAGGUUUGGCACCACGAGGCCGCCGAGCAGAGCUGGCCACCCGGCCCGCGCCCAUGACGCUGCCCACUGCCUGUCUGCGGGAGAGCAGGAGAGCUGCGGGGACCGUGGAAGGUUCCAGAGCUAGCCCAGCCAGAGGAAGCCCCCGCUGCCACCCGGUCCCCAAGUGCGUCCCGGCCCUGCGCCCCCUCCCUGCCCACCGUGCCCAGAACCUCGGACAUAUUUAUUGAUAUUUAUUUUGUCAACGCCCCAAUCACGUGUGAGCCACAAUCUGCCCGGGGCGGGGGUCCCACGGGUGCGGGGAACCGGGCUCUGGGCCCGCCUGUGUCGGAAAGUGCCUUUUCCCGUUAGCUAGGGCAUCCUUCUGGGCAGGGGGCCCUGCGCCCUACUGCCGCUCCAGACCUUUGCGGGGUCCAGAGCCAGCAGCCAGCACACCCGGAGCUUCCUUCCAGGCCCAAGCAGUGGCUGGACGCCCCUCCUCCCGCUGGUCCCCCCCCCCAUUCCCCUCCAGGAGGGGGCUAGGACCUGCAGGUGCAACCAUGUGGGCGGGGCGCUGCAGCUGCCCAGGUGCAGGCACUUGGCAUCAGUCAGCGCCUGGCGAGGCCCCGCCUCCUCCGCGGGGCUGCCCCGAGGGAUAAAGCGCGAGGGAGGGGGGCACAGCACAGGACCAAGCCACAGCCCAGGGUGGUCUCUCGGCCCGUGGCUCCGAGCCCCUCAGCACCUCUGGUUUGGAGGUAGGUGUCUGUUCAGUAUUGGCUCAGAGGGCUCGUCCUCCAGGCCGGCUAGCCCAUUGCAGGCAGGAGUGCCUAGUGCGUGGCCCCAGGCUGCUGAGACACAGCUUGUGGGCAGGUAGGGACCUCCCCAGUCUUGCAGGAGUGGGGGGACUGCAGUAGGAGUCCCCUGUCUGUGCACCUGGGCUGUGUCUCCCUCCGCCCCCCGGGCUGGAAGCGGGAGCCUGGCGAGAGUGAGCAGGAGGGCCCUGAGCGCACUGGGCCCUGGCCAACGCUGCCCCUCCCGCACCCCGUUUUGCACUUGGACCCCUAGUAAAGCCCUCAGGGAGGCCGGGUGAGGCCUGUCUGCCGUGCCUUACUUCUGGGGCCCCACUACAGACAGGGCCCCACUGUGCCUUCGGUCACCCACUGUCACGCGGCUGGGAGCAGUGGGCAUGAACCCGAGAGUCCGUCUGUGAGGGAGGGACUCUGGCGGGGGGCACAGUGCUUUGCAGCACAUGGUAUGGGGAGUUCCUGUGGGGGUUCCAGGAGAUCCAAAGAGCCGGGCCAGCCCAGGUCCGUGUGUGCUGCCUGGCCGCGUCUGCCUUUCCUUCUGGUGACCAGCAGCUGCUCAAUAAAGCAGAUGUUUCUU
This is a messenger RNA of Sorex fumeus (smoky shrew), 7008 nucleotides long. It is a transcript of the gene KIF13B, whose product is annotated as kinesin family member 13B. Gene Ontology annotation, molecular function: microtubule binding; microtubule motor activity; cell adhesion molecule binding. NCBI's taxonomy places the organism in Eukaryota, Metazoa, Chordata, Mammalia, Eulipotyphla, Soricidae. Gene Ontology annotation, cellular component: adherens junction. The record is from RefSeq and is a predicted model, not a curated record. Gene Ontology annotation, biological process: microtubule-based movement; regulation of protein localization. The transcript is spliced from 41 exons. Bases 79 to 5613 code for a protein of 1844 amino acids.